GCAGUUGGCGUGGAGCGCCAGGAGGGGGCGCUCUUCGCCAUAUCCGGCUCAACGGGUCUGGUGUUUUAAUCUGGAUCGAACCGGUUCGGGAAAAGGUCUAAAUAUUUCUCGGAAAGCUGCUCCUUCUUUUUUAGAGGCUUAAAGUAUGAGAAUAGCUUGAUUUAUUGAUUUAUAUUUUUAUUUUUUACAAAAACGCCGUUAAGGAAAAAAAAUAUGUAAUUUUGUUUUAAAAAAGAUAAUUUAUUCUAAAUGACAUUAAACUGAAACUUUUAGACUACAGUCCCUUUUAUUUCCGCUCACUCACGCGGCGUGACGUCACGGCCGGGAGCUGUCCACGCAGCUGGUGGUGCUGAAGCUGAACAAGAUGGCUGUGUGCUGGAGACCGGGGAGCUGAGAGCGGAGGAGGGAGAGGCUCUGAAAUCCCGCCCGUCGCGCCGCCAAACACACGGGAGGCUCGCUGGCGUCCUCCCCAAACCGGAACACGGUCCGUUCUACCGGUUGACACGCAGCCGUUCGGGUCCUGGUCCCGCUCAGCCGCGGAAAAGGCGGGCAGCCGAACCUCUCCAGCCCAGCAUUCUCAGCGGAACUGAACCCGAGCGCCCGCACGAACGCUCCAGAAGCCGGACUCGGACCUGAAGCCACGCUGGAGAGAUGUCACUGCUGUGUGUUGGAGUGAAAAAAGCCAAACUGGAUGGUCUCCAAGAGAAGUUCAACACCUACGUGACCCUGAAGGUGCAGAAUGUUAAAAGCACAACCAUCGCUGUGCGGGGCAGCCAGCCCAGCUGGGAGCAGGACUUCAUGUUUGAGAUAAACCGUCUGGAUUUGGGCCUCACCGUGGAGGUGUGGAACAAGGGGCUCAUCUGGGACACCAUGGUGGGAACCUUGUGGAUCCCCCUGCGCAGCAUCCGGCAGUCUAAUGAGGAGGGUCCAGGCCAGUGGUUGACCCUGGACUCCAACGCCAUCAUGUCUGAAAACGAGAUCUGUGGAACCAAAGACCCCACGUUCCACCGGCUGCUGCUCGACACGCGCUUCGAACUGCCUUUAGACAUUCCCGAAGAGGAGGCCAGAUACUGGGCGAAGAAGCUGGAGCAGCUCAAUGCAAUGAGAGACCAAGAUUAUGCUUAUCAAGAAGAACAGGAGCGUCCACUUCAUGCUCCGUCCACACAGUGCUGUAACUGGAGUUUGUGGGGCGACCAGCAGAAUGAGGAUCCGGACAGUGCUGUGGAUGACAGGGACAGCGACUACCGCAGUGAGACCAGUAACAGCAUCCCACCCCCCUUCUACACCACCUCCCAGCCCAACGCCUCCAUGCACCAGUACCCCAUCAGGCAUCCGCAGUACCGCCACUCCUACAGCGACGACCCCCACCUGCUGGACUACGACCGCAGGAGCAUGAGACGCUAUGAUAGUUUAGAUUCUGCCACCAACGAGCGCAGUGAUCUCGACUCAGGCUCGGGGUCGAGCCGGCGCACCAGUCGUCAGUAUUCUCUAGACAGUAGGCACUCACUGUCCGAUAGCCCCACAGACAGCCGGUACGCCUCGUCUGCUGAGCUGAGCCGUGGCAGCUCUCAGCUCAGCGAGGAGUUCCCUCCGGAGGAUGGAGAAAGCCUCCGAGGAUCAGAGUUCUACGACGAGAACGACUCCUACCACUCCUGCCACUCCUCCGUCAGCUACGGCAAAGAAGACUCCCCCGGCUGGGAGGGCGAGGACCACCCCGCGGUCUACAGUGAUGAAGGAAGCUACAUCAAAGACGGAGGCGAAGAGGGGGCGCCGUAUGAGGAUGAUGAGGGAGACAUGUACUUGGAUGAAGGACAGUAUAACUAUGAAGAUGGGGAGGAGAUUCCUUAUGAGGAAGACGAACAUUUGUAUCCGCCAAAUGACGUGCAGAGUAAAGCCCAGGCGUCUCCCUACACCCCAAGCACCGCCCCCGCCCCGAUCCCCCCUGAGGGUCUGUCCUCCACCCGGCCUCCGCUGGAGAAGCAGACCUCUCUGCAUCAGCAGCAGCCGGUCCUGGAUCAGCACCAGGCCCCCCCAGCUCCUAAACUACCUCCAGCCUCACAGGACAGCAUCCCCCCUGCUGUUGCUGCAGAGUCUGCCAAGCCCCCCUUUGCUCCUCCACAGCCAGAGCUUGGCAUCACAACUUCCUCCACCCCUGCAACCACAUCCCAGCUUCCAUCUCUGGACAGCAAGACCCAGGAGCCUCCACCCACAUCUGAGGCAGCUGUGGAGGAACCCAAAGACCUCGAGCAGGUUUCAGCAGCAGACGCUGCACCAGCGGCCCCUGAGAUGACCCAGGAGCCUCCUGUUUCCAGCUUCCCAAAGAGGGAGAUGAUGGAGCCAGGUCAUGCCAGAGCCAAGGCCAACUGGCUCCGACUCUUCAGCAGAGUCCGGCUGCAGCUCCAAGAGGCUCGUGGUGAAAGUGUCGGCAUCGCAUCUUUGCUGUUGUCAGCUGGCAUGGGCGGGGCUCUGUACAGCAUCGACAGCAUGCCCGAUCUCAGGAAGAGGAAAGCCAUGCCUCUGGUCAGAGAUCUGGCUAUGUCUUUGGUCCAGAACUCAAGGAAGGCAGGAAUCACCUCGGCCCUGACCUCCAGCACCCUCCACAACGAAGAGCUGAAAAGUCAUGUGUAUAAGAAAACCCUUCAGGCUCUCAUCUAUCCCAUAUCCUGCACCACCCCACACAACUUCGAGGUGUGGACAGCCACCACACCCACCUACUGCUACGAAUGCGAGGGGCUGCUGUGGGGGAUCGCUCGCCAAGGCAUGCGCUGCACAGAGUGUGGAGUCAAAUGCCACGAGAAGUGCCAGGACCUGCUCAACGCCGACUGUCUGCAGAGAGCAGCAGAGAAGAGCUCCAAACACGGUGCAGAGGACCGGACGCAGAACAUCAUCAUGGUUCUGAAGGACCGCAUGAAGAUCCGCGAGAGAAACAAGCCGGAGAUCUUUGAGCUCAUUCAGGAAGUAUUUACCGUCCUCAAGUCCACCCACGUCACGCAGAUGAAGCAGAUCAAGCAAAGCGUGCUGGACGGAACCUCCAAGUGGUCUGCCAAGAUCAGCAUCACAGUGCUUUGUGCUCAGGGCCUCCAGGCAAAGGAUAAAACCGGCUCCAGCGAUCCUUACGUCACCGUCCAGGUGGGAAAAACAAAGAAGAGGACCAAGACCAUCUACGGGAACCUGAACCCGGUUUGGGAGGAAACGUUUAACUUCGAAUGUCACAACUCCUCUGACCGCAUCAAAGUGCGCGUUUGGGAUGAAGAUGAUGACAUCAAGUCUCGUGUGAAGCAGAAGUUCAAACGGGAAUCGGACGACUUCCUCGGUCAAACUAUCAUUGAAGUCCGAACGUUGAGCGGAGAGAUGGACGUCUGGUACAACCUGGACAAACGCACAGACAAGUCCGCCGUUUCUGGAGCCAUCCGCAUGCACAUCAGUGUUGAGAUCAAAGGAGAGGAGACCGUCGCCCCGUAUCAUGUGCAGUACACCUGUCUGCAUGAGAACCUCUUCCAUUAUGUGACGGAUAUUCAGAACAACGGCGUGGUGAAGAUCCCUGACGCUAAAGGGGACGAUGCAUGGAAGGUGUACUUUGAGGAAACUCCCCAAGAGAUCGUAGAUGAGUUUGCUAUGCGCUAUGGGGUGGAGUCCAUCUACCAGGCCAUGACCCACUUUGCCUGCCUGUCGUCUAAGUACAUGUGCCCCGGCGUGCCCGCCGUCAUGAGCACCCUGCUGGCGAACAUCAAUGCGUACUAUGCUCACACAACCCAGGCCACCAACAACGUGUCUGCAUCUGACCGCUUUGCUGCGUCCAACUUUGGGAAAGAACGCUUUGUUAAACUCCUGGAUCAGCUACACAACUCCCUGAGGAUCGACCUGUCCAUGUAUCGGAACAACUUCCCAGCCAGCAGUCCUGAGAGGCUGCAGGACCUCAAGUCCACCGUGGACCUACUCACCAGUAUCACUUUCUUCAGAAUGAAGGUCCAAGAGCUCCAGUCUCCACCAAGAGCCAGCCAGGUGGUGAAGGACUGUGUGAAGGCCUGUCUGAACUCCACCUAUGAGUACAUCUUCAACAACUGCCACGAGCUCUACAGCCGAGAGUACCAGACAGACCCGGCCAAGCAGGGAGCUGUUCCUCCGGAGGAGCAGGGGCCCAGCAUCAAGAACCUGGACUUCUGGUCCAAACUCAUAACUCUCAUUGUUUCCAUCAUAGAGGAGGACAAGAACUCCUACACGCCCUGUCUAAACCAGUUUCCUCAGGAGCUCAACGUUGGUAAAAUCAGUGCAGAAGUGAUGUGGAACCUUUUUGCUCAGGAUAUGAAAUAUGCCAUGGAGGAGCAUGAAAAAAACCGCCUGUGCAAGAGUGCAGACUACAUGAACCUGCACUUCAAGGUGAAGUGGCUCUACAACGAGUACUGCAAAGACCUGCCCUUCUUCAAGAGCCGAGUGCCUGAAUAUCCGGCGUGGUUCGAACCGUUUGUCAUCCAGUGGCUGGACGAGAACGAAGAAGUCUCCAGAGAUUUUCUGCAUGGCGCUCUGGAAAGAGACAAAAAGGACGGGUUCCAGGUCACGUCAGAGCACGCCCUCUUCUCCUGCUCGGUGGUGGACGUCUUUUCUCAGCUCAACCAGAGCUUUGAGAUCAUCAGGAAGUUGGAGUGUCCCGAUCCACAGAUCGUAGGGCACUACAUGAAGCGGUUUGCUAAGACCAUCAGCAACGUUCUUCUGUCUUACGCCGACAUCAUCUCCAAACUGUUUGCUAACUACGUUACCAUGGAGAAAGUGCCCUGCAUCUUAAUUAACAACAUACAGCAGCUCAGAGUUCAGCUGGAGAAGAUGUUCGAGGCCAUGGGGGGGAAAGACCUGUGCGUGGACGCCAGUGAUAUCCUGAAAGAUCUGCAGGUCAAGCUGAACAACGUCAUGGAUGAUCUGAGCCGCGUCUUUGCUGUCAGCUUUCAGCCUCACAUUGAAGAGAACGUCAAGCAGAUGGGAGACAUCCUGGCUCAGGUGAAGGGAGGCUCCAACGUUGGGAACGCCAGCAGUGUGGCUCAAGACGCCGACAACGUCCUGCAGCCCAUCAUGGAGUUCCUUGACAGCAACCUGACUCUCUUUGCUAAGAUCUGUGAGAAGACCGUGCUGAAGCGGGUGCUGAAGGAGCUGUGGAAGCUGGUGAUGAACACCAUGGAGAAAACCAUAGUUCUGCCACCGCUCACGGACCAAACGAUGAUUGGGAGGCUGAAGAGUGCUUCUCACAGUGAUGGAACACAGCUCAUCUUUAAUGCUGCCAAGGAGCUGGGACAGCUGUCCAAGCUGAAGGAGCACAUGGUUCGUGAGGAGGCCAAGGCACUCACACCCAAGCAGUGUGCUGUGAUUGAACUGGCUCUGGACACCAUCAAGCAAUACUUCCAUGCUGGUGGUGUGGGUCUGAAGAAGACCUUCCUGGAGAAGAGUCCUGACCUCCUGUCCCUCCAUUACGCGCUGUCACUGUACACGCAGGCCACCGACAAACUCGUCAAGACUUUUGUCCAAUCCCAGAAUGCACAGGUGUUCGGCGGGAAGGGGGUGAGGUUCACCACUAGUGAGGAUGUUUACCCAGAAAAGGGUUCUGGGGUGGAUGACGCCGUAGGGGAGGUGUCCAUCCACGUGGAGAUCUUCACCCAUCCAAACACCGGCGAGCACAAAGUCACGGUCAAAGUGGUGGCUGCCAAUGACCUGAGGUGGCAGACGCAGGGGAUCUUCAGGCCCUUCGUGGAGAUCUACAUCAUCGGCCCACAUCUGAGCGACAAGAAGAGAAAGUACGCCACCAAGUCCAAGAACAACAGCUGGGCCCCCAAAUACAACGAAACCUUCACCUUCACCCUGAGCAACGAGGUGGGUCCCGAGUGCUACGAGCUGCAGGUAUGCGUGAAGGACUACUGCUUUGCUCGAGAAGACCGCACCGUGGGGAUGGCCGUCCUGCAGCUGAAGGACAUGGCGUCCAAAGGAAGCGUGGCCUGCUGGCUGCCGCUGGGGAAGCGCAUCAACAUGGACGAGACGGGCCUCACCGUGCUGCGCAUCCUCUCCCAGCGCAACAACGACGACGUGGCCAAGGAGUUUGUCAAACUCAAGUCCGACCAGCGCUCCGCAGAGGAGGGGCGCAGUUAGGACGCCGUUCACAGGUGGGGGGGGUAUCCAAGCCGGAGCCUUCCAGAGUCCCCAAGUGACCCGGAGUCAAAGCACAGAUAAGAAAACCGUCACACCUGGGGAUGUAGAGACCCGUCUGUCAGAGGAGGGCAGACAGAACCACGCCCUCUACCAAGAGACCCCGCCCGUCCUUAUUGAGACUGAUGUCAGGAAAAAUCCUCCUCUGGGUUUACAUUUCAAACUCUUCUCACACACACCCAAAACCCUACACACACACCCCUCUUCAGAGUAGUUGUAGAAUUGUUGUACUGCCUGUACUGUUUGGGCUUGUUUUUCACCCCUCCUGCACUUCCUCUCUUCUCUAGUUUUGGGAAGAGAAGGAACCACAAGUGCCGGCAAACAAUCCCUGAGAAACGCCACGGGCAAACCCAAGCACAACCAGGUCCGGGAGUCCGGGUGACCCGGAAACAGCAGGAAUGGCUGCACAGCCCGAAACAUUACAGAAGUCUUACAGAAAACGCAGGAAACAAAUCAGUGGAGUUAAAGUUGUUUUAAUUCAGGUCUUCUAGAGUAUAUUUCUAUCUGAGUCAUUUAUAGAUAAAUAUAUAGAUACAUAUGUACACAUCCAUACAGGCAGGAGAAGACAGUCUGAUGGAGAUGAGAUACUUGAAGGACUGUCUUUGUGUCCGUUUACCCUGAAACAGAGCACACUGCCCAACACCCUCAAUGCCUUCUGCCCUGCUGACCCCAGUCUGUGUGUGUGUGUGCAGAGAAUUGUGUAAGCAAAGGUGUGUGUGUGCGUAUGAAUGUGGACGUGUGUGCAGAGAAUUGUGUAAGUACAGACGUAUGUGUCCACAUGUACGUAGAUGUGUGUGUGUGCACAUGUAACCCUUGUGCUAUCCUAGGCACUUUAACAUUGGGAGUUGGGUCAUCUAGACCCACUAGACAGUGCUCUGAACCUUUUUU
Messenger RNA from Oryzias latipes (Japanese medaka), 7071 nucleotides. The record is from RefSeq and is a predicted model, not a curated record. NCBI's taxonomy places the organism in Eukaryota, Metazoa, Chordata, Actinopteri, Beloniformes, Adrianichthyidae.